CGAAGUUUUUUGUGGAGUAUGGCGAUUCCAGUUAGAGAAGUUCCACUGUAGUACAUAUAUAUGUAUAUGUAAAUAAAGAUUUAAGUAAGAAAAAAGUAUGUAAACACCAAAACAGAUGGAAAUAAUCUACAACAUGAAUGUUCGACCAUCCGAAUUACAUGUGUAUGAUGUGAAAGAAAGUGGAAAAUCAGUAAAUUAAUGAAAAAAAAGUUAUGCGGAAAAAGGAAGGUAAUAAACCAAGAGAUGUGAAAAUAAAAACAAUAUGGAAAAAUUCACUCCAUGAUUCAUUAUAUUCAGCUAGCAUAAACUGAUUUUUGCACGAUUUAAAUGCUCGCAAAAUCCAUAUCUAAGCAAAUGCACAAUCGAACAUACAUGCACGAAUAGCAGUCUAAGUAUCGUGCAUUCCCCUUAAAAUCGCAGUUCACUGCAGUUUAUUGCCUUGAACGAUUGUACCAUGCACCGCACCGCAUCGCAGAUGUGAUGAAUGCCAAGUGAAUAAUGUGGAGAUAUGCAAUACUCUAUAAAUUGAAUGGUAACCAACAGACUAAAAACUAAUGUUGCAGAAGUCGUUACACCGCAAACAGCUGAACAACUGAAAAAGCAUUGAAUACAAUGGUUAAUUUUUUUAAUAAGUGGAAGUUUUUUUGCAAUGUUUGGAAGGCUUCACUGGAUAACAAACAAUUGCGAUAUAUACUUUAUAUGUUCUGUUUACUCAGCUGUCACGAGAUCACCAAUGGCAAGGAAGCAACGCUAAACCGUCGCUUCAUGUGGAAGCAAAUGCAUGUUGAAAAUAAAGUUGUCGACAUGGGCACGAGAGCAUACCCCAUGAAACAUAUGAUCUCCGAUCUAGCGCCCAAUCGGCACACAAUGCUUACAAGUAAACUAAUGGAUUAUUUGCCUUCGGAAACCACCAGAGUAAAAUAUAUAAUACGCAACCCCUCAACGAAAAAACCUAUGAAAAUUAUUAAAAUUCGACCAAGUAAAAAAAUUAUUAAAAUAAUGACGAAGCCAACGAUUACCACUGAUACAAAUACAGUAAAUUCAUACAAAGACUCAGUGCCAACGUAUCUCAAUAGUGACCAAAUGGCGAAUUUGGAAAAAGAACAAGAGUUAAUUGCCGAAGGGCGAUUGUCAUUUAAAAGCGACGAUGUGGAUCAACAUAAUCACAUUUCCGAGAAUGAAAAGUAUUCUCCACAGUUGAACAAAGAAACGACCGAUGAUCACAAUUCCUGGUUACCACUUUUUGACUCUUUUGACUCGCCACUCAAACCCCAUACACUAAGUCCAUUGCACACCAGUAUUAUGGCCGAGACUCUGCCUAAACCGGAAAAACAGAUUUCUCAACAAUCACUUCUGUCCAUUGGUGAGCAAAAUCAACACAUUGCCGAUAAUUACCACGAUCAAAAUUCAAAUGGUUAUGAAGUAACUGAACAUAUUGCUGAAGAAUCUAUAGCUCUACCUUUAACGCAGGGUUCUCAAAUUAGUCUUCGAAUCGGAACAGCUCCAUCCAGAUUUUCUUUAAUUCAACCCACUAGCCCAGCGUAUAGAGAUAAAUUUGCCCCGACAAUCACAACAAGUACCUCGACAGAGGAGCCACCAAAUUACCCGGCCAAUUUCUUAAGACGAUUCCAUGAACGUUUACAUACAGCUACAACCUUACCGCCUUCCAAUAUUGCAAACUCUGCCCCACCGAUGAGAUCAAAACAACGUAAAAAUUCAGCAGAACUUAAUGUCGAUUGGACUCCAAGCAAUAUUAGUAGCACCAGAGAGACAUUCAAGAUGAGGGGUCGGUUUCAAGGUUUGCCCUCCCGGAUUAAAAGUGAAAAAUGGCCACCAGAGGUUGUAUCUUCCUCGACUAUGUCUCAUUUUCCUCUAGAUAAUUUAUCCACAACUGGCAACUUUGGCGUAAUGAAAUCCCUAGUAUUAAUAGCCAGCACUACAACACCAAUAUUAGCAACGGAAUUCAGAGAGCAAGUCACCUCAGCUCCACCUGUCAGGUCAAGAAAACAACCACCAUUAGCGACAAUUAAGGUGAGGCAAAGCGUCGAACUACCAAAAUUCCAAAAUAAGAGAGAACAUAAUCGUGGAUCAAUUAAAUUUGGUGACAAAAUUUUUACGGAAGAUUAGGUCUAGAUUGUCACACAAAAAACUCUUAAUUUUUCACUCUUCUGUUAAUAAAAAUAAUAUUAUAUUUACUAAUAAUAAUAAUAAGUAAUAAAAACUAAAUGAAAUUAAAAAGAUGAAAUAACAAAUAAUCAAAACACAAAUGUUACAAUUUAAGAAUUGCCUAAUUGUAAAAAUGAUGUGCUGAUGACAAUGCUUAACGAGCACUUUACAAAUGCAAUUUUUGGAGAAAUCUUG
Zeugodacus cucurbitae (melon fly) is the source of this 2361-nucleotide messenger RNA. RefSeq lists its product as uncharacterized. The record is from RefSeq and is a predicted model, not a curated record. The transcript has 3 exons. The coding region runs from base 613 to 2127 and encodes 504 amino acids. NCBI's taxonomy places the organism in Eukaryota, Metazoa, Arthropoda, Insecta, Diptera, Tephritidae.